AUGUUGACCUCGUCUUGGAGCGAUGGAGAACAAUGGCUGCAUUACCCGAACGCGCGAAUGACGCGAUAUCGUGAUUGUUCUUUCGGGGCGCGGGAAAGACGAAAACCCGAGAGGCUGGCCGAGCGGAGCGUGCCGCUGCUCGAUAUUCAUGUGAACUUUCCAAUCUGUUUUGGCACCUCGGCAGCUCCAAGCGAGGCCGACGCGACCGCUUGCUUCCAAGCCAUUUUUUGUGGUGGUAAAAAGCAAACGGUGAAUCGACGUGGUUCUUCGACGGCGGAGCUUCUCGAACGUUCCGCUUGUCCUCGCGCUAAAUUCCUCGGUGCGCCGACGUUGCCCGAUCGGAAGCUAAGACAGAUCCUCGUUCAAUGUCCGGUCUUUCUCAGUCACACCAUCGAGCGCUCGUUCACGAGGGACGUUAGUCCACGAAUGCGAAUCUCCUACUUGCCACAUCGAUUGGGAGCUUUUGACGACGCGUCAAGUAGUCAGCACCAGUCGUCGACGGUGCUUCUUUCCGAAAAGAAAAAAAAAUUAAACACCCAGGAAGUGCGCGAGACAGUCGAUGCCGUCCUCCACGGCCUUCGUGCUGCAGUAGAAGGUGAUCUCGUGGCAAGGGGCUUGCUGACAGAGAUCCGGGGGGUGCAUCGCAUGCGCAGCUGCCCGCGAGGCAUGACGCUCUCUUCCAAUUGGGUGAAUGCGUUGAGAAGGCACGGAACACUGACCGACAGCAGCAGUGUUAACGACUAUCACAACCACAACAAUAAGAACAUCACCAGCAAUAGCGGCAGCAGCAGCAGCACCACCACCACUACCACCAGCAGCAACUGCAGCAGCCGCUGCAGCAGCCGGAGUAGCGGCAUCAACAUUUUCUGCGAGCAGCAGUUGCGUCAAAAAAACUUCCGUUCCGAUCUCUUCAUUUCGACCUUGAAGUCAGCACUCAGCCUUGCCUGGACGCAGCUUAUCCGCCUCGAUCUGGCCUGCGAAACAGAUCUCUCUAAGAUCACGCCCGCCCCUCCAGAUCAUCCACUGUCAUCACGUGUGCUGCGCCUCUCAGCGCUCCAUUUCACCGUCAUGUUCGCCACAGUCCUGCCCUCAACGAUAUCUUCCUGA
Pseudozyma hubeiensis SY62 is the source of this 1107-nucleotide messenger RNA. RefSeq lists its product as hypothetical. The record is from RefSeq and is a predicted model, not a curated record. The coding region runs from base 1 to 1107 and encodes 368 amino acids. Lineage: Eukaryota; Fungi; Basidiomycota; Ustilaginomycetes; Ustilaginales; Ustilaginaceae. The transcript is spliced from 4 exons.